UACAGUGCUAUGAGAGCACCAGAGCUUUUCUCUACUAUAUUUUUAACAGAGCAUGAAGACUUUUCUCUAUUAUGAUUUUAACAGAGCUUGUAGAGGGAGAGAGAUAACAGAGCUUAGAGAGAGAGAGAGAGAGAGAGAGAGCUUGUAAGCAAUGGCAGGAGAUGAUAUGGAAAAAGGAGGUUUAGAGCCAUUGAAAAUGCAGAAGUUGGGUUAUAGGAGCUGGGAAGAAUCAAAGAAGAUGUGGUCCAUAGCUGGGCCAGCAAUUCUAACAUCAGUGCUGCAGUUCUCAAUUGGGUUUGUGACAGCAGCCUUUGUUGGGCGCCUGGGACAUGUUCAGCUUGCUGCUGUCUCAGUUGUUCAGACUGUCGUUGAAAGCUUUGCAUAUGGGAUUCUGCUAGGAAUGGGAAGUGCACUAGAGACACUUUGCGGCCAAGCUGUUGGCGCUGGACAGAUGCAUAUGCUUGGAAUUUAUCUGCAAAGAUCAUGGAUCAUAACCGGAGUUACAGCAUUAGUUCUGACACCCAUUUAUGUAUUCACCUCACACAUUCUAAAGCUCUUUCGCCAGUCCAAUGAGAUAUCAGAAGUUGCAGGCAGGUACUGCAUAUGGGUGAUACCACAGUUGUUCGCAUAUGCACUGAAUUUCCCAAUGCAAAAGUUCUUCCAAUCUCAGAGUAGAGUCUGGGUCAUGGCCAUCAUCUCGGGGGCUGUCUUGGCCUUUCAUAUUCUGCUGAAUUGGGCUUUGGUAACCAAGCUGGGAUAUGGCCUGGGGGGAGCUGCCUUAGCUGGGAACAUUUCAUGGUGGUUAGUAAAUCUGGCUCAGCUAGUCUAUCUAGUAGCUGGGUAUUUUCCAGAUGCAUGGACUGGCUUCUCUUUAUCAGUAUUUCAGUCUCUCUCUGCGUUCAUUAAACUCUCGCUUGCAUCAGCCGCGAUGUUAUGCUUGGAGCUGUGGUAUUUUAGUGCAGUGAUCCUACUAGUGGGAGGCUUGAAAAACCAUACAGCAAUCGCUAUUGAUGCUGUUUCCAUAUGCAUGAACUUGGAAGUGUGGGCAUUGACGAUUGCACUAGGUUUCAACGUUGCUGUCAGUGUGCGGGUCUCGAAUGAACUAGGAGCAGGCCAUCCAAAAGCUGCAAAGUUUUCAGUAGCAGUGACUGCUGCUGCAUCAGCAUUGGUUGGAGUUCUUUUCAUGGCUGCAGUGCUCAUCGCCAAGAGUGACUUCCCAAAGCUUUUCACAGAAAAACCAGAGGUCAUAAGAGAAACAUCCAAACUCGGGCUUCUUCUGGCAGCUACGAUUCUUCUAAACAGCAUUCAGCCCGUUCUACAGGGUGUAGCAGUAGGUGCGGGUUGGCAAUUCUCAGUUGCCUUCGUAAAUAUAGGAUGCUACUACUUUAUCGGGUUGCCUCUUGGUGGCUUACUUGGGUUUAAGUUCAAGCUCGGUGUUGUGGGAAUCUGGUCUGGAAUGUUAGCGGGGACCCUGAUGCAAACAGUUGUUUUGUUGUGGAUCAUGUACCGAACUAACUGGGAGAAGGAGGCUUUGCAAGCUGAGGAGAGGAUCAAAACAUGGGGCGGACCAUCUGAGUCUCAAGAAGCCUCAUGAAAGUACGAGGACACAGAUGGAUUACAAGAAAACAGAGAGUCAGUGCAGGGGCAACCUGCCAUAGAAGUGUAAAAUAGAAGAAUGGAAGAAGAAAUUCUGAUUAGUUGAGGUACCUUGUGUAUUUGUUAAUACACAAGAAAGGCUAGGCCCUUCUGUGGAUGGUGAAUAUGGGCCUAACCUUUCUUUUAUCUCUCUAUAUUAAAGUCAAAUUAGGGUUUUAGAUUGAUUCUUUAUUUGUUUGAUUAGAAUUCCUGUUUAGGAAAUAGGUGGAAUUUUCACUUCUAUUACCAAUAAUAUUUGUCUUUUCAACACUUCAUUAAUAUAUGGGCUCCCUCCCUCCCUCCCUCCCUUGCUCUCGUGCUACAGUAACAAGUAUAUUGCUCUACAUAUUAUCAGAGCAGUCUUGACCGCGUUCCAUCUUUUCUUGAUUCCUUUUCUUGCAUUCCCCUCUCUCUUUUUAUUUCUCAUAAAUCU
Messenger RNA from Magnolia sinica, 2068 nucleotides. Its product is annotated as protein DETOXIFICATION 33-like. Bases 152 to 1594 code for a protein of 480 amino acids. Gene Ontology annotation, cellular component: membrane. The record is from RefSeq and is a predicted model, not a curated record. Gene Ontology annotation, molecular function: antiporter activity; xenobiotic transmembrane transporter activity. Lineage: Eukaryota; Viridiplantae; Streptophyta; Magnoliopsida; Magnoliales; Magnoliaceae. Gene Ontology annotation, biological process: xenobiotic detoxification by transmembrane export across the plasma membrane. The transcript has 8 exons.